This is a messenger RNA of Suillus subalutaceus, 960 nucleotides long. RefSeq lists its product as uncharacterized. The record is from RefSeq and is a predicted model, not a curated record. The transcript has 6 exons. Lineage: Eukaryota; Fungi; Basidiomycota; Agaricomycetes; Boletales; Suillaceae. The coding region runs from base 1 to 960 and encodes 319 amino acids.
AUGAACCCCAUUCCUGCUGACUGGGCGUUGUCCACAACUCACAUUGCCAGUGAAUAUGUCUCCCGCCAGUUUUCUGUUCUCAUCGGUGUGGGGCCGAAGGUCCUUCCUCCGAUUGAGCUUGAUGUUGUCUUACUCAUGGCUUGCUCCAAACUUGCCAGGACGCUUGCCGAGGCAUAUCGCAAUCCAGAAGUGCUGCAAACAAUGGAGACUGGCCUCAAGUCUGGGCGUGAAGAACUACUCCUUGCACGAUUCCCGCCGGAUCGUCAAAUUAUUCUGGAACGGCCUGCAGUUGUCCUCGACAAAUUUGGUAUUAUUGUCCUAUGGUAUCUUCCUGGAGCAAUUGAUGCAGCCAUCCAGAAUGAUAUGAUGGCGGUGACUGUUAUGAUGUCAGGGCCGCUGGGCACAACAUGGUUUUUACAAGGUCAUCCAGCUCCAAAAUUUCAUCCUGAAAUAUCAGCGACCCUCCGAGUGAUGCAGAGACCGGCGGCCCUUAUUGCUGCUGCAUUGAGAAUUAUGCACCCCAGACUCUACUGGUCUUCAUUGACAAUCCAGCUGGGCCUCGGUCUAUGGGCAGCCAAUAAUCAAUUGCAGGACAUGGCAGAUCUCUUAAGAGUAUGGGGAUCUGUGUUCACAGUCCUCGCCGUCUUGUGCAACCGACGCUCACCCUUGCACCAUGAUGCUUUAUCCUGUGCACAAUGGUUUGAUGCGAUGCUCAGUGUCAGCGGCUAUGGACCGGCGCGAAUGCGGAUGCCCAAUAUUGGCAUUGAGAUCGCUUAUAAUUCAGGUGUUAUGGCGGCAGCUUCAGGUAGAAUUGUCUGGCAUGGGGUGGACAAUGUGAACGGCGACAGAAUCAGUUGGGUGUGGUACAUGCGGGAUGAUGUCCAUCAAUUUGUAGAUGUACCCCGAGCGGAAUACUCCAAGUACAUGUCAAUAAUUGAUGAUUCCUUGUCUUGCACAUAG